GCGGGCUUUCUCCGCAAGUGGGCGACGACGUACCGCGCGCUGGGGCGGGGCGAGUGUGCGGUGGCGGACCCGACGCUGAGGGAGAUCAUCGGGAGGGAGCCGACGCCGUUCGAGGAGACAGUGAGGGAGAUGUGGGGCGUCGACGGGGAGGGUGCGGUGGAUCCGUAUGCACGGUGACGGUCAUGUAUGUACGAGUAUACAGAAGUAAAAUUUCCAGCCAUAGCUUACAACGCCCGUCGACGACUACGAGGCGAACGCACAACGUACUGACGCGGGGCGCGCACCGACAAUCGUGUCCUCGACGUCGACCACGACGGCGGCCAGUGUUGCUCACCUCUGCUCUGCUCGCUCGUCUGGCCGAUGUCUGCGCUCGUCUGCAUGUCCUGCUUGCUGCCCGCCUCGUCUGUGUCUCCACUGCUCGCUGGGUGUCGACCUUGUCGCUGGCUGCCUGUGUCUGCCUUGUGCGACUGUCCGAGGAGAAACGGAGAGAUAGGCCCAGUUUCAGUGCACAAAGGAGCACACGUGCUCAAGGCCCUUUAGUAGUGCAGCAGAGAGCUCGCGCGGUCACGGCACUUAGUGAGGGUGCGAUCGCAGCGCACAAGGCCGUCAGGGAGACGACUCCGACGCAGACAUGCACUUAAAAACGCAAGUGCGCGGCGCGCAAGGUACGUUGUGUCUACUGUAAAAUACGGUA
Messenger RNA from Rhodofomes roseus, 694 nucleotides. RefSeq lists its product as uncharacterized. Lineage: Eukaryota; Fungi; Basidiomycota; Agaricomycetes; Polyporales; Fomitopsidaceae. The record is from RefSeq and is a predicted model, not a curated record. The coding region runs from base 183 to 641 and encodes 152 amino acids. The transcript has 2 exons.